AUGAAUAAUGCAGCUACUGUACUCGUUGGGUCCAUCUGGGAUGACGACAUCACCGUUCGCAUUUACGUGAUGUCGUGCGUUCCAAAUAUUCGGACCAUCCUCGAUUGCCUCGUUGAAAUCGAGCGCAUUUGCCCGUUGGACUUGUUUGAAGUGUUGGAGGAGGCGUUCGCCAACCCGAGGGGUGGUCCAGAAUGGGAUGGCCUUGAGCUAGCUAGUGUUGCCAAGGUAUGGGACCAUUAA
Aphanomyces astaci is the source of this 240-nucleotide messenger RNA. RefSeq lists its product as hypothetical. The transcript is spliced from 2 exons. NCBI's taxonomy places the organism in Eukaryota, Oomycota, Saprolegniomycetes, Saprolegniales, Verrucalvaceae. The coding region runs from base 1 to 240 and encodes 79 amino acids. The record is from RefSeq and is a predicted model, not a curated record.